AUGCAAAUCAUUCUCCUUCUUGGUCUGGUGGUUGUGGCGUAUGCUGUCUACUUCAUUCUGAGCGUUUUGUUUGCGCCUCUACGAAAUGUCCCUGGGCCCUUUUUGGCGCGAUUUACAAAUGUCUGGUACUUGGUGCAAGUCCACACCGGCCACGUGGAAAGAAAGAAUUGCCAGCUUCAUGAAACUUACGGCCCUGUUGUUCGAUAUGGGCCCAAGAGAUACAGCUUCAACAGCCCCGAAGCGAUCAAAACUAUAUAUGGUCACAGCACCCAGUUUGCCAAAUCAUCAUUUUACGACGCUUUCAUGGUCCCAGGCGUGUGGAAUUUAUUUACAGAGAGAGAUAUCAGAUUCCAUGCUUCUCUUCGCAGGGAGUUUCAAGCCACUUACUCCAUGUCAAACCUGGUAAAUUUUGAACCAUACGUCGACCAGUGUGCGAGACUCUUUGACCAGCGCCUACACGAAGUGUCCGUAGCCGGUGUUUCCAUCGAUAUAGGACAUUGGUUGCAAUGCUACGCUCUUGAUGUCAUCUCUCAGAUCACCUUUGCUGAGCGCCUAGGGACCUUGGAUAGCGGAGAAGACAUUGGCGGUGUGAUGAAGUCCCUCGAAGAUUCUUUCUACUAUUCGUCCACAGUCGGCAUCUACGGCUACAUUCAUCCUUAUUUAUUUACCGCCAUGGGCUUCCUAGGUCGGCUGAGUGGAAGCAAAGAUGGGCAAGGGAUGGGGUAUGUUACAAACUUUGCCCAGGAGAAGAUUAACGCGUACAAGGCCAAGCCGGCCGCUAUCUACGAAGAGGCCGCAGAUGGAAGCGAGGAGUUCGUCUCCAAGUUUAUGAAGCAAAACACAACCAACCCCGAGAGAUUUACCACGCGCCAUAUCCUCGCAGGUUGUUCAAUGAACAUAGGUGCUGGUUCCGAUACCACAGGAAUCAGUUUGUCAGCAGUGCUCUACUAUCUUCUGAAGAACCCGGGGUGCAUGGACAAGCUACGAGAGGAGAUAAUUGCGUUUGAUAAAGAUGGGAAGCUCUCUGAUUCUCCCACUUACAAGCAGAGCCAAGACAUGCCAUACUUACAGGCCGUCCUCAAGGAAGCCCUACGACUGCAUCCUGCUGUUGGGCAACCGCUUGAACGAAUCGUGCCAGAAGGAGGCGCUACUAUUGCUGGGAAAUACUUCCCUCAGGGAACCAUCGUCGGCGUCAAUUGUUGGGCGGUUCACCGAAAUAAAGCUAUCUGGGGCAAGGACUCUGAUGAUUUCAAGCCCGAAAGAUGGCUCACAACGGAUACCGAUAAACUAUCUGCAAUGAACCGAAGUUGGAUUCCCUUUGGCGUUGGCUCGAGGACUUGUAUUGGGAGGCAUAUAUCUAUGUUGGAAAUGUGCAAGCUUGUGCCUCGCAUCCUCCGAGACUUUGAUUUCGAGCUGGUUGAUGGUCUACAAGCUGAUUGGAAAACUACGGCCUACUGGUUCGUGAAGCCUUCCAACUUCAGGGUCAGAGUCAGAACUCGUUCGACAGUUCCAUAG
Molecule: messenger RNA, 1515 nt
Organism: Clonostachys rhizophaga
Lineage: Eukaryota; Fungi; Ascomycota; Sordariomycetes; Hypocreales; Bionectriaceae
Source: the annotation of a GenBank genome assembly